GAUUACACGAUAACAAUGUAUUUCCAACAAUACUGGAGGGACAAGAGGCUUGCUUAUUCAGGGAUACCUCUCAACCUGACUCUAGACAAUCGAGUGGCAGAUCAGCUCUGGGUGCCUGACACAUACUUCCUGAACGACAAGAAAUCAUUUGUGCACGGUGUCACGGUGAAGAACAGAAUGAUCCGGCUUCACCCGGAUGGAACAGUGCUCUACGGACUGAGAAUCACAACAACAGCUGCAUGUAUGAUGGAUCUGCGGAGAUACCCACUGGAUGAACAAAACUGCACGCUGGAAAUAGAAAGCUAUGGUUACACAACAGAUGACAUUCAGUUUUACUGGAGAGGUGGGGAUGACGCUGUGACUGGCGUACAUAAGAUUGAACUGCCACAGUUUUCAAUUGUGGAGUACAGGCUGGUGUCCCGCAAUGUUGUGUUUGCUACAGGUGCAUACCCAAGGCUGUCACUGAGUUUCAGAUUAAAGAGAAAUAUUGGCUACUUCAUUCUUCAAACAUACAUGCCAUCCAUACUGAUUACAAUUCUUUCCUGGGUGUCAUUUUGGAUUAAUUAUGAUGCUUCAGCUGCAAGAGUUGCUUUGGGAAUCACCACUGUGCUGACCAUGACAACUAUCAACACCCAUUUGAGAGAGACCCUUCCAAAGAUCCCCUACGUCAAAGCCAUCGAUUUGUACUUGAUGGGCUGUUUUGUGUUUGUCUUCUUGGCCUUACUCGAAUAUGCUUUUGUCAACUACAUCUUCUUUGGGAGAGGUCCACAGAUGCAGAAGAAAUUGGCAGAGAAGGCAACUAAAGGCAACAAUGGUCGACACAAGUACGAGGGCAAUAGGGUAAGAGAAAAUAUCUUUCUGGCAAGCAGAUUUCAGACUGAACUGAGGAGGAACUUCUUCACCCAAAGAAAACUAUAUUUAGAGAAUGAAAUAAAAGUGGGGGUGGAUGCCCAUGGAAAUAUCCUGCUGUCAGCCCUGGAGAUUCACAAUGAAGUUACGUCAACAGAGGUUACCACAAGUGUGACCGAAUCCAGGAAUUCAGUGAUGUCCUUUGACAACUCAGGAAUUCAGUACAGGAAACAAAGCACAGCCCGAGAAGGACUAGGCCGCAGCACAUUGGACAGAAAUGCUGCCCAGGCUAAGAAGAACCGUUUGCGAAGAAGGUCCUCCCAGCUAAAAAUAAAAAUCCCCAAUCUGACUGACGUUAACGCCAUAGACAGGUGGUCAAGGAUAGUGUUUCCAGUCAUUUUUUCUCUGUUCAACUUGAUCUACUGGCUGUACUACGUAAACUGA
Messenger RNA from Hemiscyllium ocellatum (epaulette shark), 1293 nucleotides. RefSeq names its product gamma-aminobutyric acid type A receptor subunit beta3 (gene gabrb3). Gene Ontology annotation, biological process: nervous system process; chemical synaptic transmission; regulation of membrane potential. Gene Ontology annotation, cellular component: synapse; neuron projection; GABA-A receptor complex. Gene Ontology annotation, molecular function: extracellular ligand-gated monoatomic ion channel activity; neurotransmitter receptor activity; GABA-A receptor activity. The record is from RefSeq and is a predicted model, not a curated record. The transcript is spliced from 9 exons. Lineage: Eukaryota; Metazoa; Chordata; Chondrichthyes; Orectolobiformes; Hemiscylliidae. The coding region runs from base 16 to 1293 and encodes 425 amino acids.